Messenger RNA from Tribolium madens (black flour beetle), 1908 nucleotides. Its product is annotated as sodium/potassium/calcium exchanger 4-like. Gene Ontology annotation, molecular function: calcium channel activity; calcium, potassium:sodium antiporter activity. The transcript is spliced from 8 exons. Gene Ontology annotation, cellular component: membrane. The coding region runs from base 366 to 1829 and encodes 487 amino acids. The record is from RefSeq and is a predicted model, not a curated record. Lineage: Eukaryota; Metazoa; Arthropoda; Insecta; Coleoptera; Tenebrionidae. Gene Ontology annotation, biological process: intracellular calcium ion homeostasis; calcium ion transmembrane transport.
ACUCCCCAUACGCUAUCACCCGAGCUUCUUAUCAAGUGUCAUAAAAGUACAAUAAAUCAAGUUCGGUUUAACCGCAUUCAAAUAUAUUGACACAUGUCUGGAUCGGAAUUGCACUGCAUUCAAUAAUUUUAUUUGUUUAGGCAAUUUGAACGUUUGCACUAAAUGGAUUAGCGCGUAUGAAGGAUCAUGAUUUGUUAUUGUGAUUUUUCAACGAAGAAAAUUGAAUCGAAUUGUAUCGAAAGAGAUAAUAACAAUGUAAACACUUUUAACUAGCACUGACCUGUUGUAGUAGGAAAAAUGAACAGUUUCGCCAAUCCUCCCAAGAACAUUCAUCGCAAUAGUGGCAGUUGACAUAAUUUCAAGUGAUGAAGACUUUAAUCUGUGUGAUAAUCCUAGUAUUUUGCUUAGGAAUUGUGGCAGCAAAUGACACUGAGACGAGGAAGCGUCACAGAAGAUACAUAAUUUUGUCACGGACGAAACUGAACGCCACUGAAGAAUGUUCCAGUUCUUCGGACGACUUUCUUACCUUAUUCACCGAAGCUCAGGUCGAAAAAGGAGGAAUUAUAGUUGUCUUCUGUAUCGGAAUCUACUGUUUUACUCUUCUCGCAAUUAUAUGCGAUAAUUAUUUCCUACCAUGUGUGGAGAAAAUCUGCGAAGCAUUGAACCUAUCUCAUGACGUGGCAGCGGCAACCUUCAUGUCGGUGGCGACUUCAACACCUGAAUUAUUCGUUAAUAUAAUCGGGACUUUUAUCACCGAAUCAGACAUAGGAAUCGGAACCGUCGUCGGGUCUUCUCUUUUCAAUACUCUGGGAGUUGCGUCUCUUGGAAGUUUAGCUGCCUCGAGUCCGGUCCAACUUCACUGGUGGCCCAUCAGUCGCGAUGUUAUCAUUUACAUCUUGUCAAUUCUGCUAUUGGUGAGCAUCACAUGGGAUGGAGUGAUUUAUUGGUACGAAGGGUUGAUUUUGUUCCUCGUUUAUUUCAUUUACUUCACGGUGAUGUUUCAAAAUGUGAGGAUAUCAAAGUUUGUGCUCAGAUUGAUUAAGAGGGACAAUAAAAUCAGCGAUUGCGAGAAAGGGGUGACGCCGACGCCGAGGAGAACGAGCAUUGCGGUGAUUUCGUCGUAUGGCUCUUAUGCCGAAGAGCAGAUUAAUAAGUAUACGGAGACGAAGAAUAUAAGCGAGACGACAAGUGAAGAAGAAAACUUCUCGCUCUUUCGAAUGCCCAAAGGCUCGAUCUGGAAAAGAGUCUUCUUCUUCUACUCGUGGCCCAUAAAGUUCAUUCUUUUCUGCACCGUUCCUGACCCUCAACGCUACCCCAAACUCUUCCCCGUGACAUUUAUCCUUUGCAUUUUCUGGAUCGGAUCAAACUCGUACGUGGUAUCCUGGAUGAUUGCUAUUAUAGGCAAUAUGUUUAACAUAUCUGAUGCAGUGUUGGGUUUAACUUUCCUAGCAGCAGGAGGUUGUCUUCCCGAAGCGAUUUCGAUCACGAUCAUGUCUCGAAGAGGUGAAGGGUCAAUGGGAGUAUCAAAUUCGCUGGGCGCAAACACAAUGAAUAUUUUGCUUUCAUUAGGCAUGCCUUGGUUCCUGAAAACAAUCGUUAUGGGAACAGACGAAAAUGCUUUCAUCCAAAUAACUUCAGGUUCUAUAGAAUACACAAUUUCAGCUUUAAUACCAGUCGCGAUCAUCCUCUACCUUACUUUUUAUUUCAACAAAUUUCAGAUGUGUAGGAGAGUCGGCAUUAUUCUCAUUUCAGUUUACACUAUUUGUAUCAUAUUGGCCAUUCUAGCCGAAAUGGUAUUUUUUAAAUCGGAAGAUUGUCCGACUUCGUAGCAAUAAUUAGAAAAAAAAUUGUAAAUAAAUCAGUAUUUAAGUAACUUGUUGAAUCAUGUAAUAAAUUUUUAUACGAAGA